Messenger RNA from Vidua macroura (Pin-tailed whydah), 9244 nucleotides. RefSeq names its product Ecm29 proteasome adaptor and scaffold (gene ECPAS). NCBI's taxonomy places the organism in Eukaryota, Metazoa, Chordata, Aves, Passeriformes, Viduidae. The coding region runs from base 994 to 6531 and encodes 1845 amino acids. The transcript is spliced from 49 exons. The record is from RefSeq and is a predicted model, not a curated record. Gene Ontology annotation, cellular component: cytoplasm; nucleus. Gene Ontology annotation, molecular function: molecular adaptor activity. Gene Ontology annotation, biological process: proteasome assembly.
CUCAAGCCAUGUCUGGCCAUUUCCUGGGGAGUGGGACUUCAGGACUGUAGAGGUUGUUUUGGAAUGCAAAAACUGUAGAAAAUUAAUGCCCCCUGUUCCUCCUUCCUCCCCUCAGCUUUUGUAUCUGAGCUGACAUCAUAUGCCAUGGGAUAUGGCUUUGGUCAGUUUGGGUCAGCUGGCCUGGUUGUGUCCCCUCCCAGGAUCUUGCCCACCCCCAGCCCCCUUGAUGGAGGGAGGAAUGUUGAGACACAGCGCUGAUGCUGUGCCAGUGCUGCUCAGCAAAAGCCAAAGCUGAGCAGCAGCUGGUGUAUUAUCAGCACCUUUCCAAUUAUCAGUGCAAAGUGCAGUAAGGUCAGGGCUGCUGUGGGGGAAAUGAACUCCAGCUCAGCCAGAAACAUUGCACAGAUGUAGCAGAAAUGGUGCAUGGAAGCUUUUGUCACCUUUUUUUUUUUUUUUCCCUGACUCGAGAAACAAGCUAGUCCUCUGACAUGUGUCACUUGAACUCACGUCUGCCUUGGGACUGGCCCUGGAGCUUUAGGGAAACGUCACCAGCUGCCCCGUGCCGCCUGCAGGAAGCAGUAAGGGAGGUGGGGAGCGGGCGCCACGCUGUCUGCUUCCAGAGGUGCCCCAGCGACGCCUCGGCUAGGGCAUGUUGCAGGAUGCUCCUUAAAGAGAUCAGAUAUGGCAUGGCAGAGUUUGGGAGAAAGACGCAGUGUGGUGGUCUCUCUGAAUAACCCCAGAACGGCAGGGGAAGAAUUCUACGGGGCAGCUUUAUCCCUUCGGGAAAUGGCUCUGGAAUAGAGGCUCGGCAGCGGCGGCCGUGGCGGGGGGCGUGACCAUGCCCUUCGAUGGGCGGGGCCUUUCCCGGCUGUGGGCGGGGCUCUCCGCCCUUCCCCGCUAGCGCACUCACGGCCGCGCGGGGGCGCCGUACGCCGCUCUCGUCCCAUUCCAUUCCUGAGCCGCCGUGCCGAGCGCGGAGCCGGCGUGGCCGCCAUGGAGGUCAGCGCGGACUCCGAUCAGCUGGAGCGUGUGUUCUUACGUCUUGGCCAUGCAGAAACAGAUGAGCAGUUACAGAACAUUAUUUCCAAAUUCCUACCCCCUGUUCUUCUCAAGCUGUCCAGCACACAGGAAGGAGUUCGCAAAAAGGUCAUGGAGUUGCUGGUUCAUCUGAAUAAGCGCAUCAAAAGUCGACCAAAAAUUCAGCUUCCAGUAGAGACAUUGCUAGUUCAGUAUCAAGAUCCUUCUGCAGUGUCAUUUGUCACUAAUUUUACCAUAAUUUAUGUUAAGAUGGGAUACCCCCGUCUGCCUGUGGAAAAACAAUGUGAAUUGGCUCCAACCCUUCUCACUGCAAUGGAAGGGAAACCUCAACCACAACAAGACAGCCUAAUGCAUCUUCUAAUACCAACCCUUUUUCACAUGAAAUACCCUGCUGAACCACUGAAAGCAGCAGCUUCUCUGUUUAAUCUUGCUGAAAAACCAAAGACUGUACAGCUGCUUUUGGACUUCAUGUUGGAUGUUCUUCUUAUGCCUUAUGGGUUUGUAUUGAAUGAAUCUCAGAGUCGACAAAACGUGCCCUUGGCUCAGGGGUCUUCAUCAAGUAGCAUGGGAGGUCCUGGAAUCCCUCAGCCACCUCCAGGGAUGAGCUUUUAUGCAGCCAAAAGGGUAAUUGGAGAUAGUCCAUGGACACCAGAGCUGCUAGAACAGUGUAAGCUGGGGAUAGUGAAGUUCAUUGAGGCUGAGCAAGUGCCCGAACUUGAAACUGUUAUACACCUGGUUGUAGCCUCCAGUGAUACAAGACACAGUGUUGCCACUGCAGCAGACCUUGAACUUAAGAGCAAGCAAAGUUUAAUUGACUGGAACAAUCCUGCUAUCAUCAACAAAAUGUAUAAAGUGUAUCUUGGGGAUAUACCACUGAAAACCAAGGAGGGAUCUGUUCUGAAACCAGAAAUGAAACGAGAGUCAGUCAGCACCCGUGUUAAAUUAAAGAUAGUUCCUCAUCUUCUACGAUCCCAGCAAGCUGCAGAAAUGUUCCCAGCCAACAUUCAGGUGGUAUAUGAUGGACUCUUCGGUGCAAACACAAAUGCAAAACUGAGAAAUUUGUCUUUGCAGUUUGUGCAUCAUAUUUGUAUCAUUUGUCCAGAGAGUAAAAUAAAGCCCUUAGGUCCAAUGCUUUUAAAUGGACUUACAAAGCUGAUCAAUGAAUACAAAGAGGAUUCAAAACUGCUAUCAAUGGCAUAUUCAGCAGUUGGAAAGCUCUCCAGCCGAAUGCCUCAGCUCUUUACCAAGGAUAUAGCACUGGUACAGCAGUUUUUUGAAGCCUUAUGCAAGGAAGAUGCUGAUACUAGGCUUGCCAUUCAAGAGGCAUUGUCUAUGAUGGUUGGAGCAUAUAGUAAUUUGGAAGGAGCCCAGCGUACCCUGAUGGAAGCUCUUGUAGCUUCUUAUUUAAUGAAGCCUGAAGUUCAAGUACGUCAAGUGGCGGUAAAAUUUGCUAGCACAGUGUUCCCUCCAGAUCAUAUCCCUUCCAGAUACUUACUCCUGUUAGCUGCAGGAGACCCGCGGGAGGAGGUACAUGGAGAAGCCCAGCGGGUACUGAGAACAUUUUCUGGAAAAAAUGAAAAGGAGAGUUCUGGGAAGCAGAUGCCUUCCUUCCCUGAAAUGGUCCAUUACAUUCAAGACAAGGCCACUCACCGAAUGAAAACUCCAGCUAAAUACAUGACUGGAACUGCAGCGUUGCCUUUUAAUCCUACCACAUUUGGAGAGAUAGUUCUCUAUCUGCGGAUGUGUCUUGCUCACAGUGCUGGUGUGGUGCCAACCUCACAGAGCUUGGCAGAUAUGCAAGAUCAUGCUCCAGCUAUUGGGCGUUACAUAAGAAGCCUCAUGUCUGGCAACCACAUAUCUUUCUCUUCCUCCUCCUCCUCUUCAAAAAGUGCAGAAACCAACCCUGUAUAUAUAUAUAUUGGCCUUCUUCAGCAGCUCUUAGCUGGUGUUGGAGGUUUGCCAGUCAUGUAUUGUCUUCUAGAAGUUGUUUCAGUGUAUCCAGAAAAACUAGCCACCAGAUUUAUAGACAAAAUGGAUUGGAUUAAGAACCUGAUGAACACUAACAAAGAGGAAAUGCGUGAGCUUGCAGCCCUAUUUUAUUCUGUAGUGCUGUCUACCAUGUCUGGAGAUGAGCUUAGGGCAUCCUUGGAGCAGCUGAUCAAGAUGACAAAAGACAACCAUAGCCCGGAGGUUCAACAUGGAUCCUUGUUGGCUUUGGGAUUUACAGUAGGAAGGUUCUUGGCCAAAGGGAAAAUCAGAACAAUGGAGCUACAUGACACAGAACAACCAAACACUUCAGUCAUGCCGGAACAAGACCAACUUAUAAAGUCAACAACAGAGACAAUAGGUUCUUUUUUGGACAGUACCUCUCCCUUCCUUGUGGUGGGUGCUUGUAUGGCUCUUGGGGAGAUUGGCAGGAAUGGCCCCUUGCCAAUCCCCAACGAUGGAACAGGAUUUACAAAACUGCAACUUGUUGAAAACUUACUGGCCCGAAUCCCUUCCAGCAAGGAAACAAAUAAGAUGAAGGAACAGGCAAUACAAACAUUAGGUUACUUCCCAGUGGGAGAUGAAGAUUUUCCCCACCAGAAGCUACUGCUGCAGGGUUUAAUGGAUUCUGUGGAGGCCAAACAGAUAGAGCUGCAGUUCACUGUUGGUGAAGCUAUUACCAGUGCUGCUGUUGGAACCAGCUCAGCAGCUGCACGGGAUAUAUGGACAGUCACAGAGGAGGAAUAUAUCCCUCCUUCAGAUUUGAAAGUGAAUGAUGUGGUGCCCUGGGUCCUAGACCUUAUUUUGAACAAGCACAUCAUCAGUCCCAACCCACAUGUUAGACAGGCAGCUUGCAUCUGGCUUCUGUCAUUGGUGAAAAAGCUGAGCACCCACAAAGCAAUUAAGUCUCAUCUCAAGGAUAUUCAAAGUGCAUUUGUUUCCAUUCUGUCAGAUAGUGAUGAGCUUAGUCAAGAUGUUGCUUCAAAAGGUCUUGGGCUGAUAUAUGAGCUAGGAAGCGAACAGGAUCAGCAAGAGCUAGUCACUACGCUUGUUGAUACCCUUAUGACUGGGAAAAGAGUCAAACAUGAGAUGACUGGAGAAACUGUGGUAUUUCAGGGAGGUCUGAGUAAAACCCCAGAUGGGCAAGGUCUUUCUACCUACAAGGAACUUUGUUCACUGGCUAGUGACCUCAAUCAGCCAGACCUGGUAUACAAAUUCAUGAAUCUGGCCAACCAUCAUGCUAUGUGGAAUUCUCGGAAGGGAGCAGCUUUUGGUUUCAAUGUGAUAGCUGCCAAGGCUGGAGAGCAGCUGGCUCCAUUUUUGCCCCAGCUUCUUCCCCGGCUCUACCGUUACCAGUUUGACCCCAACCUGGGCAUUCGACAGGCAAUGACCAGCAUUUGGAAUGCAUUAGUCACUGACAAGUCGAUGAUUGAUAAGUACAUGAAGGAAAUUCUUGAGGAUUUGAUCAGUAACCUAACCAGCAGUCUUUGGAGGAUCAGAGAAUCCAGUUGUCUAGCACUAAAUGACUUACUAAGAGGGAGACCUUUGGAUGAUGUCAUAGACAAGCUUCCAGAGAUCUGGGAAGUCCUGUUCAGAGUGCAAGAUGACAUUAAGGAGACUGUGCGAAAGGCAGCAGAACUAGCCCUAAAAACUUUAAGCAAGGUCUGUGUGAAAAUGUGUGACCCCUCUAAAGGAGCAGCAGGUCAGAAGACAGUAGCUGUGUUGCUCCCUUGCCUCCUAGACAAAGGAAUAGUAAGCACAGUUGCUGAAGUCCGAUCUCUCAGCAUUAACACUCUUGUGAAGAUCAGUAAAAGUGCUGGGUCUAUGCUGAAACCUCAUGCACCAAAACUUAUCCCAGCCCUGUUGGAAUCCUUGAGUGUGCUGGAGCCUCAAGUCCUCAAUUAUUUGAGUCUUUCUGCAACAGAUCAAGAGAAAACUGCAAUGGAUAGUGCCAGACUUAGUGCUGUCAAGUCAUCUCCCAUGAUGGAAACCAUUAACAUGAGCUUGCAGUAUUUGGAUGUGUCUGUCCUCGGUGAAUUGGUCCCUCGGCUGUGUGAACUGAUCAAAAGUGGAGUUGGCCUUGGCACAAAGGGGGGCUGUGCCAGUGUAAUUGUGUCAUUAACCACACAGUGCCCUCAAGACUUAACACCUUAUUCAGGCAAACUUAUGAGUGCUUUACUUAGUGGCCUGACUGAUCGUAACAGUGUGGUACAGAAAUCUUUUGCCUUUGCUAUGGGGCAUCUAGUCAGGACUUCCCGGGACAGUAGCACUGAGAAGCUGCUGCACAAACUCAGCAGCUGGUACAUGGAGAAGGAAGAGCCAGUUUACAGAGCAGGCUGUGCUUUAACUGUACAUGCUAUGGGACACUACAGCCCAGAUGUGCUGAAGAACCAUGCCAAGCAGGUGCUGCCAUUGGCUUUUCUUGGAAUGCAUGAAAUUCCUGAAGAAGAGAAAGGAGAGAAAGAGAAUUCUACUCUGUGGACUGAAGUUUGGCAGGAAAAUGUACCUGGUACUCAGGGUGGGAUCAGACUGUAUUUGCAGGAGUUGAUAUCCAUCACCCAGAAGGCUCUGCAGUCCCAGUCCUGGAAGAUGAAAGCUCAGGGAGCAGCUGCCAUGGCAUCAAUUGCCAAGCAGACAGGCUCCCUUAUACCGCCACAUCUGGGAAUAGUGCUCUCUGCACUGCUGCAAGGCCUGCCAGGGAGAACCUGGACUGGGAAGGAGGAGCUGUUAAAGGCCAUUGCCAGUGUUGUUUCUGUGUGCAGUGCAGAGCUGCAGAAGUCAGUGGCAGGUCAGCCCACCAUCACAGAUGUUGUCCAGGCUCUCCUGAAAGAAUGUCGUAAAGAAAACCUGAAGUAUAAGAUGGUGGCACUGCGCUGUGCAGCUGAGGUGCUGCAGGCAACAAAGGAAGACCGGUUCCAGGAACUUGCUGAUAUCAUCUUCCCCAUGAUAAAGAAGAACUCUCUGGAGAGCAUGGGAGCAGCUUUUCCAAAGCAUGGUGAAGAGGAUGAGGACAUGAGGGAGAAAGAGGUUCAGAUGGAGUCCCUGAUCUGUGCCUUCGAGACCCUGGGCAAAGCCUGGCCAAGGAGCCUAGAGACACAGCGUUGCUAUCGCCAAGAGUUUUGCAAGUUAAUGUGUGACCGUCUGAAACUCAGUACGUGGAAAGUGCAGCUUGGAGUGCUACAAGCCAUGAAUGCCUACUUUCAGGGGCUAAUGCUGUUUGAUGAGGAGCACUCUGACCCUGUGGCUUUGACAGAAAUACUGUUGGAUACCUGUUCCUCUAUCACUCAUUCUUUAGAAAACAAAAGCUACACAUCCAUAAGAACAGAAGCUUUGUCUGUGAUACAACUGCUGCUCACCAGACUACAAGAAGCUCAACAGUGGGAAAGCCUGACACAAGAAAGCAGAGAGCACCUCAUUCGUUCAUUGUCUACGAUGGCAUCAGAUAGCAGACCUGAGCUACAAGAGAGGGCAUUUGUGUUGAAGAGAACACUUGAAAAUCUUGACUAAGUUGUAAAACAUAAAUUUCAAAGUGCCAUGUAAAACAAAAACAAAAAAGUGCAGUGGUCUGAAAAUCAAGUGGGGAAAUGAAGAUUACUUUGUAGGAUGCAUCAUUCCUGGCCAAAAUAAAAAAUGCCUUAAAUUCUUUUCCCCAUUAAUAUUAUUUUUACUCUUAAGCUGAUCAUUAGUUGUUUUAUCAGCAAAUACCUCUCAUCUGCCCUAGAAUGUUUUGUAAGUGUGCAACAUAAAAAACACAAGGGCAAGAUGCUUUUUUUUUUUUUGAAUAGGCAGAAGAAUGUUACUCAGACCCCUUUGUCCUUCAGAAAAACUGUUAAAAAUCCACCAGCACAGAAAGUAAAACUAUAUUUAGUUUUCACAUUUUUUGUAUGUAGAGAUUUGUUAACUGGUGUCUGCUCCAGUAGUGCUGGUGUUUGUUAUCUGUAGAGAACAAAAUGCUUCCCUUGAUGAGGCCUUUGUUCAACUCCUCUGGUUUCCCAGGGGCAAGGUUUCAUCUGACAUCCACCUCUGCUUCUGCUUGCUCCUUCCUUGCAGCCUGUUGUCUGUGCAUUAUGAAAGGCAGAGUACUGUUAACUUCACUCCUUCCUCUUUCUCUGACCUCAGCAUGGAUUGACUGAGACUAUGCCUUCCCCAGCUGGCAACCUUGGCCUCCCAAACUUUAAAUGAGAACUUCUUCCCCAAAAGGAUGCACAAGAGAGCACUUUACUGAGCUGUCUGGGACAAAGUUGAGCCUAGUUGGUACCCAGGUGGAACACUGCUCUUCUCAAAAUUGUUUUGCAUGGACACUCCUUAGCUCCUGGAAAUUAAAAAAAAUUGGAAAACAAUCUUUUUUAGAUAUGUUUUUGAAGAGCGUUUGAAGUUUGAAAUGACACAUUUUUUUAAUAGUAGUGGUAAUGUUUUAUUCCCUUCCUGUUCGUAAACCUGUUCUUGCUUUGGAAACCUGUAACAAUUUAGACUUGUCAAUAUUUGUAAGGAAUGGAACCAUCGGUCAUUUAUCAGAGCCCAGAUCAUGCUGGUUUCUAGCAAUUUGCACUUAAGAAGAUUAUAUCUGCAUUAACAUGGGAGUAAAAUUGCUGUAUGGUGAUGUGGCCCUGCUGCCUGUCUCCUUUUUUUUUCCUCCUCCUCUGACAAAAAACACAUCUGACCACUCUUAACAACAAACUUUAAUAGUGUGAAGAUAGCACUGCUCCAUAAUCUGACCAGUAUGUGUACAACUUUUUGGGGAUAAAUGCUUUGCUGAUGGUGAAAUAAAAUCAUUAGUGUGGGCAAUAUCAUGUUCAUGGCUUUCAGAACCAAAAGGCUUGUUCCUUUUCUUGCAGUCUGCGGAUCCUUUCAGAUCCGCUCUGUUAAGGAGAGGAUUGCUCAGAUUGAUACCAUGUUUCUUCCAUGCCCAUUUAUUCAGAUUCAGGUAUGCAGUACCUACUUUCCCCUCAGGUGCCAUUCCCCAGUCAGUGUUUCCUGGUACUGUAACAAUCUUGUUGUCUAACUUGCUUUCCAUAGGGAAGAAUGUAAUUUGUGCACACCUGGUAAAAGAAUGUCAGGAAGAAAUGGGCAGAGCUGUCCCACUGUGGCUCUUGUGUAGCAGAAACCUCAGUGAGCACUAUUGCAGUGUACAUUAGAACUGGUCAGUGGGCAACUCCUUGGUGCUGGGAGCUUGUGCUAUGAUGUUUUGAUUUACACCUUGUUGCAGGGAGCUGCUCUUUGUUUACGUGUAGUUUGAACUAUUGAGCACAGUGUACAUUUUAAAAUUUUAUUGGGCAAAUCAUUUUGCAGUAUCUUUAAAAACUUGCUUACUGUGACAUGUAGUGUCAUGAGUGCCCUUUUUUUUUCUUCUUUUUUUUUUUUUUUUUUUUCUUUUUCUUUUUUUUUUUUUCUCCUAUUAGGUGAAUAUUACUGGUGAUGCUUUGCUGUAGCAGUUCAUUGUCUGACAGGUUUUUCCAUAUUGGUGAGUGACAGUAACAGAAAAGCAAGAGCCUCCAUGUCUCUGGUAAUUUGAGUUUUCACUGUGGAAUGGAGUAUUCAGAGGCAAUGCCUAGUAUAGUCAAUUGACUGUACAUAGACUAACUGUAAUCAUUGUCAAUAGCAACCUAAUUUCUCUAUUGGGGAUUUACACUAGAGGGAAGAGCGUAUUCUAGGAACUCUAUAAAACAGCUGGAUUAACAACUCUGGCCAAGAGCGUUAGGAAGGUUAGACAUGGUAUGACACUUUCUGAAUCACAAAGCAAUAUGUCUUUCUUGUGAUUACAGAGCAGAUUCAGAGCUCCUCUCUAAAGCAUGUGCCUAUACACAAAACCUACCUGUACAAAAGUUAAUUAAGUCAGAGGUUUGAUUUCUACCCCCCUCGCAUUUGUAAACUUGAUAGGAUUAAAAAAAAUAAAUAGAUGUGGCCUUCCUAGAGUUUCUCCUCUAAAGGUGAUUGCACUAUGUAAAACACACUGUAUUUUGCCCAGCACGGGCAUUUCUUGUGCUGCUGCAAUGCUUUGUAUACCUGGAGUGCAGUACGCAGACUCUACUCUAGCACUCCUGCUCUGACUUACAAGCUGUUGCUUAAAUGGAUGUAUAUUGAGAAAAGUUUUCUAAUGUUGCAAGAUCUCCAUCAAAUUUACUGUAAUCUGUACUGUCCAAAUAUGUGAAUGGUCUGACUGAAAGAAAACCCUCCUGCUUACCAAAAAGGUAAAAACUAAAUAAAAACUGCAUGACCUGUU